This is a messenger RNA of Fusarium graminearum PH-1, 795 nucleotides long. RefSeq lists its product as uncharacterized. The coding region runs from base 1 to 795 and encodes 264 amino acids. NCBI's taxonomy places the organism in Eukaryota, Fungi, Ascomycota, Sordariomycetes, Hypocreales, Nectriaceae. The record is from RefSeq and is a predicted model, not a curated record. The transcript has a single exon.
AUGGACUCUGGCGAUGGCCAGAGAGACUCGCCGCUCUCAAUAACCUCCAAUAUUGCAGGCAUUUUGACAUUUGUCGUUGCCAUUGCGGCAGCAUUCUACGCCCGUCUCACAUAUCUACGGAAUAGUGAUGACGAGUUCUUCCGCGUCAAAACGUCUUUGUCGUGGUAUAAGACCGAAUCCACAUGGCUGGCAGAUCUUGUAACAGCCAUCAAUGCCCAGCAUGAAGGCUUCCAUUCGCAUCAGCCCGAGUAUCAGAUGUAUUCCUUUGUAAUGGACGACCUGCUUAAUCUUGAACAGCGUCUGCUGGACAUUGUUGCUGAGACGGAGGCCAAGUCGAGCAUGAGCGACGAUGGUGAAAGCUGGACACUCAUGCCACGGGGUUGGAGCGGCCGCACAACAGUAGCCAUGGCUUGGUUACGGGUGCGAACCAAGGCUCUGGAGCUAGUCAGACAGCGGGAAGGUCUAACAGCAAGGGUGCAGUUCAUGCAAAUGAGUAUGAUCUCCUCUCGACUGCGGGACCUUGAAUCGAGGACGAAAUGGCGAGAAAUGAAGAUGGAUGAGAGUUCACGGAAGCUUGAAUCUCUAAUUGAGAACCAAAGAGAUCGAAUUCAUCGGCUGGAAGACCUCGUACGACGGUGGACACAUCGUGAUCAUUCUAGUCUUUCACGGGCCGGGACGUUGACGGAUCCUGAGGUCAAAGGUGUAGAAUGGGCAGGUUCAGUGGAUGGUGACGGCUCUACAGCAAUAUCUGAGUCAGCAGACGCAAUUCCAUCGAGGAGGUCAGCCAAGCAAUGA